AUGUCAGGUUUAUUCGCCGCCUUACUCUUAGAUAUAGCUGGUCUUAAAAAUAUCGAAAUACUUGAAUGUCAAGAACGUGUAGGUGGGCGUGUUCAUACAGAAUAUUUUUCUGAUAAUGUUACAAAAGAUAAAUUGUACGGCGAACUUGGAGCCAUGAGAUUACCAAAAGGCACAGAUGUGGUUCGAUAUUUCUACAACAACAAACGCGAUGAUUCCAAUAAAAUUAUGACCCAGGGAUACGCAACCAAUCCUGAAAACUUCGAAAAGCUUGGUUUUACAAACUCGAUACGAGUUUAUUGGAAAGAAAAACAUGGGAUAGAAAAAAAACCUGGAAAAGUAUAUGAUAGCCCCUUUGGUGUCGUUCGUCAAUGGGAAUUGCCUGAUAAACUAGACAGAAAUGAUGACAUUGAUUAUAUCAGAAGACGAGCGAUUCGAGAAUUAAAUUAUGACAAUUCUGCAAAGAUCUUUUUAAAAUUUAAAUCUCGAUUCUGGGAAAAAGAUAGUAGACCUAUCGCUGGUGGUAGCUCAUCGACUGACCUUCCAAUUCGGACCAUGAUCUAUCCAUCCUAUUAUAAAGAUGAUCAGGGUAAUCCAGACGAAGAUGGUCCCGCAAUCCUACUUGGUUCAUACACUUGGGCAAAUGAUGCAGCAAAAUACUCUCCAUACCCACAAAAAGAGAAUGUUAAAUUAUGCCAAAAAUCUUAA
Rhizophagus irregularis DAOM 181602=DAOM 197198 is the source of this 705-nucleotide messenger RNA. RefSeq lists its product as uncharacterized. NCBI's taxonomy places the organism in Eukaryota, Fungi, Glomeromycota, Glomeromycetes, Glomerales, Glomeraceae. Gene Ontology annotation, molecular function: oxidoreductase activity. The record is from RefSeq and is a predicted model, not a curated record.